This is a messenger RNA of Saccostrea cuccullata (small rock oyster), 1594 nucleotides long. RefSeq lists its product as uncharacterized. Bases 32 to 1471 code for a protein of 479 amino acids. The transcript has 2 exons. The record is from RefSeq and is a predicted model, not a curated record. NCBI's taxonomy places the organism in Eukaryota, Metazoa, Mollusca, Bivalvia, Ostreida, Ostreidae.
UUUCUUUACAGGAACACUGAGAGAAAAACAAAUGUUGGCGCAGAAGAUAAUUUUCGCCAUUUUGGCAGUCUCAGCAGCUGCACAAGAGCCACUUCUGACAGACCCUUUCAAUGACCGUAUGGACCCCAACUUCGGCGGUCAGCAAAGCUUGGUGGAUGGCGAUAUGACCAGUUUGCGUAAUCUAGAGAACGAUCAAAUCUUACCCGCAACACCUGUUGAUGGCAUGAGCAAUUUAGAUGAUAGUCUAAUGCGAGAGCGUUAUAUGGGAGCUGAUCUAGACCGAUCAAUGCAAUAUCGCGAAGGACGCUUCGACGAUCCAUUGUACUCACGAAAUGACCAAGGCUUGUCCGGAAUGAUUGACCAACAGAGAAUGUCUUCAUUAAGCCUGCCUAACAAUCUAGACAUUGGACGGAUGAGAAUCCCUAAUGAUGAAUUAGAUAUGUAUCGUCUUGGUCAACCUUCCAAUGAUGUUUUGGACAAUUUUCGAGACGUUAGAAGUGACCAACGUUUGUCAGGUUUUGUAGAUCAACAAGACAUAACUACUGCAGACCCUUUUAGAUAUGUAGACGACAGACAAACAUCCCGAUUAGGCUCAGGCGCCUUUGACUCACAACUGAAUAACCUUGAUCUGGGAAAUGAAGCUGAUCUGUUAAGGUUAGCUGAUGAACAGAGAAUGUCUACUAUGAACGCUUUAAACAAUUUGGAGUCCAUGCAGAUGUCACCUUUUAGUUCUCCUACUGUAGACUCAUCUCAAAAUUAUGAAAAUUUUGGGUAUGAUCAGUUUCUUUCAGGAUCAUUUUACCAACCACUUAUUAAUGCUAUUCAAUCCCUCAGUGGUAUAGUCAGACAACAAAUGGCACAAGCAAAUUCCGAUAUUCUUCCUAAUCAAGAUAUUUACUCUAGAUAUGAUCAAUUUCGUAAUCCUACAAUGAACGAAAAUGCUGGAAUCCUGCCCAAUGUUUUAAGAGGUUUUUCACCUGAUCGAGAAGAUCCUCUCUUAGACAGACGUUAUAUGCCUUCUGAUUCUUUAUCUUCACAGUAUUUUUCGAAUUCCCAAAGGUACCCUUCUACAUUAUUCGAUGAUCUUGGGCUAGAAUCCCGCAGGUUCAACAGAAUGGAUCCUUUUACUGAUGAUAUGUCUGUUGGUGGUCUAAGUGGUUUCCCAACCUCUGGAUUUGAAAAUGAUAUGCAACUCGGGAGAAGGGAAAGUAUUCUGGAUUCUUCAGAUUCUCAAAUGUCACUUGGCCGGGGAUACGAUAUGUCUCGAACGAUAAUGAACAGAAUUGCAGAUAAUAUGGAAAGGCUGAGAUCAUUGUCAAACGACAGACAAAUUGAUCCAAUGUUGUCACGCCUUGAUGCUGGAAGAAGGGAUGUCUUCGAGGAUUCCAUGGACCGUAUUUCGCUCACUCCUCAAAGCAGAAGAAUGGAGGGAAACAUGGCGCUAGAAAGGAGAACCGCCGAAUUGUUUUAGUAGAGACUGAUAUGGCAUGAUCCCUUACAUCAAGAUUAAAUGCAACAUUUAUGUAUAUUAAUUUAAAAAAAGAAUAUUGUUGGAUCAUAAUACUGCUUAUUUAUUAAAAGAAAUCUUGUCUUG